This is a messenger RNA of Symbiodinium sp. CCMP2592, 837 nucleotides long. The record is from the annotation of a GenBank genome assembly. Lineage: Eukaryota; Dinophyceae; Suessiales; Symbiodiniaceae.
AUGAGCAUCAUUGGCGGUCCGUUUCUCUCCUUCCGGACCUUCAUUAUCUUGCCAGAGUCGUUCCUCAGCUUGGCGGACCUGGGCGGUUCCGAGAAGGUGAGCAAGAGUAAAGCGAAUGAGAACGUGUGCUGCCCCGGGGGCGUCAACGUCGGCGACGAAGAGGUCUCGCGCGUGACCUGGCAGGAGUAUUACAAGUGCCGUGAGCGCAUCACUGAGACGAACCACAUCAACAAGGGACUGCUCACGCUGAAGCGCUGCGUGCAAGCACUGAACGAGAGGCCCCGCUGUGCCGCUGCCGGGCGGCCCCUGCCCCGGGUGCCAUUCAACGACUCCAAAUUGACGCUGCUGCUCCAGCCAGCCCUCUCCGGAGAAUCGUGCACGUCGGUGGUGGUCUGCUGCGCUCCAGAGAACCCGCAUGCCGAGGAGACGGUGCAGAGCCUCCGCUUCGGUGAGCUUUGUUCGGCCGUGGAGCACGAGCGGUCCAAAGACACUUCCAAGGAGGACGGCGCUGCGGUCAAGGAGGCCCUGCUUCGCAUCGACGUGGAGAUCCGUGAGCUCGAGGCGGCCAUCCGCCAGAAAGAGAGGUGGGAGUGGCGCGAGACCAUCCGCGUCGACGUCGUCGACGAAAUGGAUGGCGACAUGGUGGUCUGCAACGAAGAGGAAGAAAUGGAGCUGGGCGGCCGAGGUGCCGUCGAAAUCAAGGCAGACGACGGCCGUUCGCAGAAGAAGACGACGGAGCACAAGGUCUGGGGUCAGGUCCUUGUUGGCGCAGAGGACGAGAACGCACGCCGCGAUGAGCUCAUUGCCACCAAAGCCAAACUCUUGGGCGAAGCAUGA